Molecule: messenger RNA, 1108 nt
Organism: Daldinia loculata
Lineage: Eukaryota; Fungi; Ascomycota; Sordariomycetes; Xylariales; Hypoxylaceae
Exons: 1
Coding region: 64-795 (243 amino acids)
Source: RefSeq, a predicted model, not a curated record
GACGGCUUCACGGCAUAAUCCCAAGCAAAAGUGUCCUGGAGAUUGGUAUAUAAGAUAUCGUAAAUGCCCAAAUCCCUCGGUGGCACCGCGCAGCUUCGCGCCAACGAUAUACCUCCCAUCAACAUCACACACCACGUCUCCCACAGCGACCCGUCCAUACCUCUCGUUAGCGUCUUCUCGCCGGCUACAUGGCGCCGCCCGAUGAACUCACUAUUUGGCUCGCGGCAUCACGCACCGCGUCCCCGCCCCUUGCUCCAGGUGUACUACACGGCUCCCGAUGCUGGCGACCCCGCACGUCUGGAAGCGGCUGCCCGGACUUUAGAGACGAGCAUUCUUGCUGAGCGCCAUCAGGGCAGAGACCCCAUCGAGUGUGAUCGAUUGGACGUGUAUGGGAUGCCGUUCCUGGAGCCGGAGGGAGAAGUGGUGGCUGCUUGCGUGGGGCACCAAAGACGGGAGAUUGCUUCCCGGGUCGACGGUAAGGACUGGUAUAUCCAACGACAUGACCUCGGGGGCUGUGGUUGGCGGAGGGCGUUGAUUAUCGCGAGGAAAGGACAAGAGGAGUGGGUGGUGGAGGAUGGGGCGAGGCGAGAGGUUGGUCUAGGUGUAGUGUUCUUUGAUGUGGUUAGUCGGGAGGGACGAGAUAUUAGGAGAGACGUCUGGGAGCGGAGGGCAGAAAGCGUGGAGGAGGAAGAAGUCUUGAUUGGGGAACUCAAGGCGGAACUGAAUUGGCAGCAUAGUGCCUCGCAGCUCUCAUCCCUCGAACUUAGUGGUGUCUGUUUCCUCUCGAGGGUUUAGUGCUUGUCUAUCCCGACCCCAUCGAAUGCCGUGUUGCUCUUAGACUUGGCGUGGUAUGAGAAUGAGAUGGGAAUGUGGCAUAGACUGUAAUGUCCCUCUACCGUCUGCUAUUCGAGAGAUGACAAAUGACACCUCAGAAGGAAGCUAUGGAAGGACAUCUAGAUGUUGGGUAGUCCGAGGAGUAUGACGCAUUCUCAUUGAAUAGAUUCUACCCUCACUUUGAUAAGGGGAUGGGAAGGGGUGAGAAGGAUAUUGACACUGAAAAAUGGCGGGUUUCUAGAUAUAUGAUGAGAAAGCUUUAUGGACAUUGGCC